AUGGACGAUGUACUCACCGGAGCCGCCACCCUAGAUGCAGCGAACGACCUCCUGGACCAGGUGGCCGCGCUCUGUACGGCGGGCGGCUUCCCGCUUAGGAAGUGGGCUGCCAACGACGAUCGCCUCCUGGUAAAAAUCCCGCUCGCACAUCGCUUGGACGUCAUGACAGGUGCCCGACUGCCGUCUGAGAGUCACUCCGUCCUGGGCCUCCGAUGGAAUCCAAGGGAGGAUGUUCUCUCCCUCUCCGUACGACCAACCUCAACGGUUCUACCGACGAAGAGAUCGGUGCUCUCGCAGACAGCACGUCUCUUCGACCCACUAGGCUGGUUGGCGCCGAUCAUAGUACGUGCCAAGCUGCUCGUCCAAUCAGCCUGGAUACAGCAGCUAGACUGGGACGCUCCGCUGACAAGGGACGACGCCGCCGAGUGGACCCGCCUGGAAGAGGAGCUGCCCUUGCUUGAGGAGAUCAGGGUGCCACGCUGGUUCCAGGGUGACGCUGCAAACAACUCGCAACAACUGCACGGAUUCUGCGACGCCUCCGAACGAGCCUACGCUGCCGUGAUCUACCUCAGGGGCGUGAUCGACGGGCAGCCCGACGUAACCCUGGUAGUCGCUAAGACCAAGGUCGCACCGGUCAAGCGUGUAUCGCUCCCCCGCCUGGAGCUUUGCGGGGCCACCCUCUUGGCUAAACUGGCCGAACACGUCCGGUCCUCCUUGGGCCUAGAAGGAUCGGCGGUGCAUCUUUGGACGGACUCCACAGUCACGCUCGGCUGGAUCCGAGGACACCCUGCAAGAUGGACAACAUUUGUAGCCAACCGAGUCGCCGAAAUCCACCGAGAGAACCAAGACGCAAAAUGGCGGCACGUACCCGGCAGAGACAAUCCAGCUGACUGCGCCUUCCGGGGGGUGUCGCCGAGGGAGCUGCUACGCCAUCCGUUGUGGUGGCAUGGGCCGACCUACCUCAGCGGUCAUCCUGACACCUGGCCGAAGGAUGUAGGAUCCCAGGAAGAGACCAGCCUGCCAGAACAGCGACCGCAAAAAUGCCACGUGGUCAGGGAAGUGCUGGAACCUGAAGAGCUUCGCCGAUUCUCCAGCCUUCGCCGGUUACUACGCGUAUCCUCCUGGAUCUGGCGUUGGGCAACUCGCCAGCGCCGCCCCGUCAGCGACGAGGCCGCUCCUGACCUACUGGGGCCGGAGGAGAUGGACGCCGCCCUGACUCGAUGGAUCCGGGUAGUCCAGGAAGCGAACUUCCACCUAGAGCUGCGGGACCUUCGUACCGGGAAAUCGCUGGCGACCAGAAGCUCACUCAGGAAGUUGGCUCCCAUGCUCGACGAUGAGGGGGUCCUGCGGGUUGGCGGGCGGCUGAAACACGCUGUUCUGGAUGCCGACCAGCGACAUCCAGUCAUCCUACCACCGGAAUCACGCCUCACCUACCUGGUGAUCGAUGCCGCUCACAAACGCACCCUGCAUGGAGGAGUCCAGUCCACCGUGGGGAACAUCAGGGAACGCUUUUGGAUCCCACGCGCCCGUCAACUGGUACGAAGUCACAUACAUCGCUGCCUCUCUUGCGUGCGAUGGCGGGCGGCCACUCCGCAACCGAAGAUGGGGGAUCUGCCGAGGACGCGGGUCACACCAAGUCGACCCUUCCUUCACACCGGCGUGGACCUCGCUGGCCCGGUCUGGCUCAGGACGACGAAGGGCCGCGGUCACAAAGCUCACAAGGGCUUCCUGGUAAUCUUCGUAUGUUUCAGUACCCGCGCCGUCCACCUGGAGGUGACCAGCGACUACUCCGCCGAAGCCUUCCUCGCUGCCUUUCGCCGGUUCGUGUCGCGUCGAGGGAGAUGCACGGCCCUAUAUAGCGACUGCGGCACCAAUUUUGUGGGUGCGGAUCGACAACUCAGAGAGCUCUUCAGGGCGGCGAGCGGCGAAGUCCACGCCCUCGUUGGCCGCCUAGCAGACGAGGGAGUUCGGUGGGUCUUCAAUCCACCGUCGGCUCCCCAUUUCGGCGGCCUGUGGGAGGCGGCUGUCAAGGCCGUCAAACAUCACCUGCGGCGCACCAUCGGAGAGGCUAAGCUCACCUUCGAAGAGCUGUCCACGCUCCUCGCGGAGGUCGAAGCCUGCCUAAACUCAAAGCCCCUCGGGGCCUUGUCGGAUGAUCCAGACGACCUUGACGCCCUGACGCCGGGGCACUUCCUGGUGGGAGGGCCUCUCCUCAGCAUCCCGGAGCCGUCCCUCUUGGACGCCCCUACUAACCGUCUGAACCGGUGGCGACUUCUGCAGCAGAUGCGGGACCAUCUCUGGCAGCGAUGGACCCGCGAAUACCUGCAGGGACUCACACCACGGCCCAAGUGGUGGACCUCCCGGGGAAACCUCUGCGAAGGUCAGCUGUGCCUCAUCAAAGGAGAGAGCACCCCGCCGUGCCGGUGGCCGCUCGCCCGAGUUACGCGCUUACACUUAGGCGAGGAUGGCCAAGUGCGCGUGGUGGACGUCCGCACCACCGUCGGUGAACUGACCCGGCCAGUGGUCAAGCUGGUUCCACUGCCGACGGUAGCCGCCGUGGAGUCCGGGACCCCCGCGUAA
Molecule: messenger RNA, 2580 nt
Organism: Nylanderia fulva
Lineage: Eukaryota; Metazoa; Arthropoda; Insecta; Hymenoptera; Formicidae
Source: RefSeq, a predicted model, not a curated record